Messenger RNA from Cylicocyclus nassatus, 959 nucleotides. NCBI's taxonomy places the organism in Eukaryota, Metazoa, Nematoda, Chromadorea, Rhabditida, Strongylidae. The record is from the annotation of a GenBank genome assembly.
GAUUUUUUGCUGUAUUCUAGAUGAUCUACCUCCUCAUACUGUUAAUGUUCGUUGCGGUAGUAGUUGCUCAGUCAGAAAGCCCUCUCACAUCGGCAAAAAUGGACGAGCUGAUCAGCUCUGCGGACGAUCUUGUUCGCGACUAUGGAGACGUGCAUAGCCGACUGACCACAAAGGUGCGAACCCGACUUGUGAUACUACUCCUACAACUUAUACCAGCCGAGAAAGAGGUGGACCGGUUAGGAGAUGCAGAUCUCAAGCAAAAGUUCGACAACAUUAUCCUCCUUCUGGAAAAGAAGUUGAAGAUCAAGUACACCAAAAUCAAGGAGCGCCUUUCCAACAUCAUUACUCGAUUCUUGGAACCCAUGAUGGUCCCAUUGACUAUUAUGCAAGUACCAAGUCAAGAAGAGAUACAACAAGCUCUCGUGGCAUUCGAAAAUAUCCCACCUUCAUGGAGAGGAGGAAAUCGGGCGCGAGCUGCACUUACAGCACUUAGAGAAAAUACAUCUCAAAAUGAAGUACAGCCAGCCCCCGAAAAGGUCCUGCCUUCCAAACAAGUUCCACAGAAUUCCCAGCUUCAAACUUUGGAAGUUCAACCUUCCCAGACAUUUCCGACAGAUUGGACACAGGCUCAACCACCUCAGCCUCAGCAGUUCAGUCAACCCCAAUAUCUCUCAACUUCUCAAGAACUUGUAUAUCAACCAGUAUCCCCAAAUUACUUCUCUGAUAAGCGCUAUGCUCGAGAAUACGAUUAUACUGGCAGUAAUAGCAUUACCAGGCCAUCCCAGCCGUACUACUUACCAACUUACCAGUACAACUCAUACCAGCCUACCCUACAGUAUCCACAACCGUAUUAUUGGCAACAACCCGUGCAACAAACACUACAACGUCAACCAGCAUACUAUUGGGUCUAUCCCAAUGGCAGGAUCUAUUACGAUCAAAAUCAGUACUAUCCGUAUUGA